Messenger RNA from Colletotrichum truncatum, 1464 nucleotides. RefSeq names its product aromatic aminotransferase. Lineage: Eukaryota; Fungi; Ascomycota; Sordariomycetes; Glomerellales; Glomerellaceae. The record is from RefSeq and is a predicted model, not a curated record.
AUGACCGUCUUACUUGACUUGCCUACCGAAAUCCUCAUGCAGGUGAUCAGCUUGUUGUGUCCUCACUGCAUCAUCGAAUCCCAAAAUCUGGGACGAUGCACUUGUCAGGAAGAGCGGCCACCAAACAGUGACAACAAGCUGUCAAACUCAGCCCAGCUCCGAAAAGACCUGUCCAGUCUCUCAAAAACGUGUAAAGCUCUUCAGGUCCUCGCUCAAACUGCGCUCUAUCACAGUCCAACACCCUUAAUCGGUCGUCAUCUCCUGCUGGCACGGACUCUCGCCAGUAGACACGAUCUAGCUCUCCAUGUGAAAGAGCUGCACCUUGGCAAAUGGAGUGUGUUUGAGAAGGAUGUAACGCCUGAGCUUCAGGAUCUGUUCAACGAUAUAAUUAACCGCGUUGGCGUUCCGCCGGAUUUGCUCAAAGAACUCGAGGGCGAAUGGCCUCGGGAUUGGCUUCUGGACGGGGGGGAAGGUCGCGAAACCAAGCGCUAUGUAUCGCCUAUGCCCGACAUCACGAGGGAUGGGAAGGGGAAAUAUUUCUUUGACGAAAGAGUGCGAGUCGUUGACUCGCUAAUCGUCACUCUCGUCCCUAAUGUCGAGCACAUUCACCUUGAACCUCUAUCGAUCCCGCAUUUCCCGUUCUGUGCGCCGGAAUCGCUCCCGAGGUUGACGGAUUUCACGCUGCAGUUGUCGCAUACGAGUGGAGGUGUCAAGAUCGACUGUGUCGAAGGGAUUUUGGGGGCUGCGCCCGCGUUGGAGAGGUUCCGAGGCAUAGGGAUUAACGGAAUGUCCAAGGGUCUGACACACUCAAACCUGAGGAGCAUCGACCUUGACCAGAGUACCCUCGGUAAGAGCCAUAUCAAUGCCAUCAUGACCGGGUUUCCGAGACUGGAGAUAUUCGGGUACGAGGCAGAUUACAAAAUCACAUGCGAGGAGCGCGAGGCCCUCCCGCGAGAUUUGGGUAACGCGCUGCUGAUACGGAAGGACACGCUCAAAGACGUGGACAUUGAUCUAUCUCGCUCGAAGAUUUACCUCAGCUACACGAGACUACAUGUCGGGGACGCUAUGCCCAGUCUCAAGGAGAUGGUGCAGUUGGAGAGUCUUGGGCUUGACAGAGAUGUAAUGUUUGUCCCGAGAGAGCUGAGGGCCGAUGGCGACUUGGACGGAGACGAUGAAAGUGAGACGGACAACGAUGAUGUGAUUCAGAAUUUAGAGCAGUUUGGAAUGAGGAAGAACAGAGACUUGGUUGUCGACUUCUUGCCGCCGUCGAUUCGGUACUUCAAGCUUUACGACCGGCAUGGGCUGCUGUUCCCGGAUCUGGUGAAGCUUGCAGAGACGGCGCCGGAAAAAUUCCCUGCUUUGAAGAAGGUCAGGUUUUGGGGGUUUGACGAAGAUCAGCGAAUGGCGUUGAGAGGUUCUUUUAGGAGGGUUGGUGUGAAGUGCACCCACGGAGGAUACCUCUGA